CAUCAGUUUUUGUAUUUCCUACAAAAUAUUCAAAUAUUAGUAUUUUAGUUUUCAUGUAGAAUCACACAGUCCAGUCAGCAGUUUGCUUGCUUGUACCAUCGGUUGCAGGGUUACCCAUACAUAUAUUCUUUUUUUUACAAGCAUGAGUCAAGUAAUGAUGUCAGUUUAGAAAGAUAUAAACAAGUAAUAUGUACAUGUGUGGGUUAUACCCCUUCUCCAAUUUAUACAUGAUCCAACACACUGCGAAGAUUUACAUUAGUGAAAGAAAGUGUUGGAAGGGAACAUUCAAAGAAAUAUCAAAGUCAGUCAAACUUAAACCAUCUACUGGUUAACAUGGUCGAUCAUCUAAAUAAAUUCUAUCAACAAUAAACUUGACAAUAUUUUUAGAACAUGAGGAACUUAAUUAAAAAAUUAACAUUUUUGAAUCGAUUGAUAAACAAGUGUCGACAAAGAAAUAAAUUCAUUUUAGUGAAUUAAUUAUAAUAUUGGUUGAUUAAAAAAUGUAUGCAGCUCCUUAUGCAAUUUUAUAAGAGUAUAGUAUUCAAGAUUUGAGUAUUAAACAGUGUGAAAACUGAGAUUAUUAUAAAUAAAUUUAGUAUAUAGACAAAAUGUCUUAUCCACAAAGAAUGAUCAGACAAAUAUCAGAAAUUUCCUAUGUGGGAAGUUUCAAGUUGAUUAGAAUGGCGACCAAUCAAGAAGGAGAGACCGGAAUAACUAUUCCUUUACAAUAUAAUGAUAGGCAUUGGAAAGGUAUCUUUGAAAAAUAUGACCUAGAUGGUGAUGGUAAGAUCUCGUAUCAGGAAUUGAAGGCUAUGAUACGAGGUUCUGCAUAUACCAAUGAUAUUCCAACCAACGUAGUUCAUAUAAUAAUGCGUAAAGCAGAUUUGGAUGAUUCUGGGUAUUUGGAAUAUCCAGAAUUCAUUGCUAUGAUUCAUAGAAAAGAUAUGCAAGGAGUUUUUGGUCAUCUUGUACAACGUUAUGUACAUUCGAUGGUACCUCAAAGACCAACUGCUGCACAGUAUUCUCAAACCUCUGCAGAUUAUACAGAUGGACAGUAUGAAGAGGAAUAUAGUUGUAGGCCACCAGCAAUUGCGAUGAUAACCAUAUCGAUAAUAGAGAUUAUAUUAUUUUUGUACGACGUUAUAGAACAUAAGUCACUUUCUAUGGAUGGUCCAGCAGCUACUUUAUUUAUUUAUAAUCCGCACAAAAGAUACCAAGCUUGGAGGUAUAUGACAUAUAUGUUUGUACACGUUGGAAUUCUUCACUUGGUCGUUAACUUGUUCGUUCAAAUAAUGCUGGGUAUACCGCUGGAAAUGGUUCAUAAAUGGUGGAGAGUAUUAAUCAUCUACAUAGCUGGAGUGAUAGCUGGAUCUCUUGGAACAUCGGUUUCAGAUCCUACUGUUUAUUUAGCAGGAGCAUCUGGUGGUGUAUACGCACUAAUUACUGCACACGUAGCAACAAUAUUGAUGAAUUGGUCGGAAAUGGAAUUUGCUGGUCUUCAGUCAAUAGUGUUCCUAGUUAUAGCUGUAGUUGACAUUGGUCAAGCAAUAUACAGCCGUUAUGUCGAAGUAGAUGUAGAUAAUCAAAUUGGUUACGUAGCUCAUUUGGCUGGUGCCUUAGCUGGACUUCUUGUCGGUAUUAAUGUCCUUCGUAAUCUUGAAGUUAGAACUUGGGAAAAGGUUGUUUGGUGGGUCAGUAUUGUUACAUAUACAAUUCUCAUGACGGCAGCUAUUUUGUGGAAUAUUUUAUAUCCUUCGUAUUAUUCGUAAUAGUUACAAAAAAUAGAUUAUAAUGUUCGUUUUUUAUUUUUU
This is a messenger RNA of Polistes dominula (European paper wasp), 1811 nucleotides long. It is a transcript of the gene rho-4, whose product is annotated as rhomboid-4. Gene Ontology annotation, molecular function: calcium ion binding; serine-type endopeptidase activity. Gene Ontology annotation, cellular component: membrane. Lineage: Eukaryota; Metazoa; Arthropoda; Insecta; Hymenoptera; Vespidae. The record is from RefSeq and is a predicted model, not a curated record.